Prorocentrum cordatum is the source of this 357-nucleotide messenger RNA. Lineage: Eukaryota; Dinophyceae; Prorocentrales; Prorocentraceae. The record is from the annotation of a GenBank genome assembly.
AUGGGCCCCACGGCCGACGUCGACCGCAUACACCGGGUGCUCGGCGGCGAGCGCUGGGAGUGCUCGAGGGUGUCGACCCUCCCGGCUCUCCGCGUGGAGGUGCGGGGCCUGGAGGGGAGCAUCCUGCUCGGCAUCUCCGGCGAGGAGUACACCCAGUACGACAUUUUGGCGUCUUCUACGCAUCGGCUGCUCCAGCACGUUCAGCCCGCACGGACUGGACGCAGGCGACUUCGACGACCUCUGGGUUAUCGGCCAGCCGCUACUGCGAAGGUGCAGUGGAGGCCAAACCCGAGGUACGUGUCCGCGUACGACAUUGCUGGGCAGCGCGUGGGCUUCGCCCCCGCGCCACGUCCGUGA